Molecule: messenger RNA, 517 nt
Organism: Acanthisitta chloris (rifleman)
Lineage: Eukaryota; Metazoa; Chordata; Aves; Passeriformes; Acanthisittidae
Product: ankyrin repeat family A protein 2-like
Exons: 3
Source: RefSeq, a predicted model, not a curated record
GCCAUGGCCACUUCAACAAACUUAGAUGUUGGGGCCCAGCUGAUUGUGGAAGAAUGUACCACUAGCUACAGCCUUCCACCCAUGCCAGACAUAAAAGUGGAGCAUCAGCUUGACUCCAGCACAGAGGAAGGCCCAGCCCAGAGUGUCACCAUGGGAAUGAAGUUCAUUUUGCCCAAUAGAUUUGAUAUGAAUGUCUGCUCGCGAUUUGUGAAAUCUUUGAAUGAGGAGGACAGUAAAAACAUUCAAGACCAAGUCAACUCUGACCUUGAAGUCGCUUCUGUCUUAUUUAAAGCUGAAUGCAACAGCCACACUUCUCCUUCCCCUGGUAUCCAAGUAAGACAUGUUUAUACUCCAUCAACUACUAAGCACUUCUCACCAAUAAAACAAUCAACUACUCUAACUAACAAACACAGGGGAAAUGAAGUCUCUACAACACCUCUGCUUGUAAACUCUUUGUCAGUUCACCAGCUGGCUGCACAGGGAGAGAUGCUAUACCUGGCCACGCGCAUUGAACAAG